AUGAGAAAUCAUACACCAGUAACCUCAUUUAUCCUCUUAGGAUUGACAGAUGAUCCAAAACUGAAUAUUCUUAUUUUUACAUUUCUACUUAUCACCUACAUGUUGAGUAUUGUAGGAAACCUGACCAUCAUCAUUGUCACUAUUGUUGAUUCCCAUCUUCAAACUGCAAUGUACUAUUUUCUGCAAAACUUCUCCUUCUUAGAAAUUGCAUUCACUUCUUCCUGUAUUCCUAGGUUCUUGUACAGUAUUGCAACAGGUGACAAGACCAUAUCCUAUAACUCUUGCAUAUGCCAAAUGUUUUUUGCAGACCUAUUUGGAAUCGUGGAAUUUUUUCUUCUGGCAACUAUGUCCUAUGAUCGUUAUGUAGCCAUAUGCAAACCGCUUCAUUACACAACUAUCAUGAACCACAAUUUCUGCAAAAGACUUAUCUCUGGCUGUUGGAUAAUUACACUGUUGCUCAUGCUUCCACCAAUUGGAUUUGAUGUGACACUUGAAUUCUGUGACUCUGAAAUUGACCACUUUGCCUGUGAUGUUAAUCCUCUUCUGAAGAUUUCAUGUUCUGAUACAGAGUUCUUAGAGAAACUGGUUCUUUUCUGCUCUGUAUUUAUCUUACUAGUGACUCUCACUUUUGUGGUUUGGUCUUAUGGAAGCAUCAUUCGCACGAUUCUUAGGUUCCCCUCUGCUCAACAAAAGAAAAAGGCAUUUUCUACCUGUUCCUCCCACUUUAUUGUGGUUUCCGUAACUUAUGGGAGCUGUAUAUUUAUCUAUAUUAAGCCUUCUGCAAAAAAUGAAAUGGCCACUAACAAGGGAGUAUCAAUAUUGGCUACUUCAAUCUCACCCAUGUUAAACCCAUUUAUUUAUACUCUAAGGAACAAACAAGUAAAAAAUGCUGUGGAUGAAUUGGUGAAAAAGCUCGUCAUCUUGAAGCCACAUAGGUAA
Molecule: messenger RNA, 939 nt
Organism: Suncus etruscus (white-toothed pygmy shrew)
Lineage: Eukaryota; Metazoa; Chordata; Mammalia; Eulipotyphla; Soricidae
Product: olfactory receptor 6C2-like
Exons: 1
Coding region: 1-939 (312 amino acids)
Biological process (GO): G protein-coupled receptor signaling pathway
Cellular component (GO): membrane
Molecular function (GO): olfactory receptor activity; G protein-coupled receptor activity
Source: RefSeq, a predicted model, not a curated record